This is a messenger RNA of Capsicum annuum, 546 nucleotides long. RefSeq names its product filament-like plant protein 4. NCBI's taxonomy places the organism in Eukaryota, Viridiplantae, Streptophyta, Magnoliopsida, Solanales, Solanaceae. The record is from RefSeq and is a predicted model, not a curated record. The annotation marks the transcript as partial. The transcript is spliced from 2 exons.
GGUGCUAGAAAGGAAAAGACAUAGUUUCAGUUUGGUAGUUCAUCGAUUUUUUUUUUUACAAUAAUACGUUAUGAGAGAGCUUCAUUCAAUUUGUCUCGUCUUGGUGAUUUAUAUUUUGGUUUCCAUUAUAUUUCAGGGUAAACAGGAAAUCAAGAAACCUAAAUAUGUGCAAAUUUCCGUUGAAUCUUAUUCACAUUUGACUGGACUGGAGGAUCAAGUUAAGUCUCUUGAGGAACAAGUGAGUGGCUUAGAGGAUGAAGUCAAGGAUUUGAAUGAAAAGUUGGCUCCUGCACAGUCAGAAAUGACUAAUAAGGAAAACCUGGUAAAACAAUACGCUGAAGUUUCUGAAGAAGCCGUCUCAGGUUGGGAGAAGGCUGAGUCAGAAGCCGCGAAACUGAAAAAUCACCUGGAAUCCGUUACUUUUUUGAAGAUUACUGCUGAAGACAGGGCAUCACAUCUGGAUGGUGCACUGAAAUUACAUCUGGAUGGUGCACUGAAGGAGUGCAUGCGGCAGAUACGAAAUUUGAAAGAAGAAUAUGAACAGAA